AUGGACACUAAGGAUGAAGUGGUCGGAGCCAGGGCAAGGGACAGCAGCGGGGAUGGCACAGCCAGCCAGGCCACAGAAAAGGACCAGGCUGGCACUGUGGAGGCAGCAGCCUUUGUAACAGGCACUGGAAGUGCUCCACCAUGCAAGACCCUGUUCAUCUGCUGCGCCGACGGCCUGGAUCAGGACACCUUCAAAAUUUGCAAAGAACUUCUGAGACCCUUUAAGAAGUCACUCAGGAAACUGCGUUUUCCCCAGCACCUCUCCACAGAGAGAAAAAUGAAGUAUGCAAAGAAAAGUCUGACUGUGAUCGGGACCCACAUUGAUCAGUUCCUCCAGCAGUACUGCAGACCCUCAGAAGUCAAGCACUGGCAGAAGAUGCUCUGGAGGUUCAUCUCCCUCUUCUCAGAGAUGGAUGAAAGGCAACUGCAGAAGCUGUACAAGUACAUCAAGACCAACCAAAUGGAUAAGUUUAUGACUUUCUGCAAAGUAGCUUCUUUUGAAAGAAGAGAGAAAGGAGGUUUUCAGGAAUACCGAGUUAAAAAUGAGCCGAACUAA
This is a messenger RNA of Merops nubicus (carmine bee-eater), 555 nucleotides long. RefSeq names its product chromosome unknown open reading frame, human C17orf64 (gene CHCT1). The coding region runs from base 1 to 555 and encodes 184 amino acids. Lineage: Eukaryota; Metazoa; Chordata; Aves; Coraciiformes; Meropidae. The record is from RefSeq and is a predicted model, not a curated record. The transcript is spliced from 5 exons.